Molecule: messenger RNA, 6900 nt
Organism: Temnothorax curvispinosus
Lineage: Eukaryota; Metazoa; Arthropoda; Insecta; Hymenoptera; Formicidae
Product: max-binding protein MNT
Exons: 10
Coding region: 1191-3617 (808 amino acids)
Biological process (GO): regulation of transcription by RNA polymerase II
Molecular function (GO): protein dimerization activity; RNA polymerase II cis-regulatory region sequence-specific DNA binding; DNA-binding transcription factor activity, RNA polymerase II-specific
Source: RefSeq, a predicted model, not a curated record
UGACGCCGCUGCCGCCGCGAUCGGAGCGCGUCGAGCGCGAGUGUCUGCCCGGGCGAGCCGGGUGUCGGGUGUGCUCCGUGUGCGUCGUUUUCUCGCGUGCGUUCCGCGUACGUGCCUGGACGCUCGUACGCCUCCCCGACGUCGCGCAACGUGCGGUGCGGGAAGGGAAGAACAUUUAGCGCGGCGCGGUGCGGUGCGGUGCGUUCACGUUUACGUUCGCGUCCACGGCGGAGAUAAAGUUCGCGACGCGCGAAAGAACGGUCGGCCGUUAGAACGGAGUGCGCGGGUCCCGACGAGGGAUCGACCGGAUACGACGCGCCGCGACGACGGCGACGGCGACGGCGUCGACGACGACGAGGGCGACGACGAUGACCGAUCGACGGGGCGAGUGAACGACUCGCCAAGUCGCGAAGGCAGGCCGCUCCGCGAUACUCGUCUCACACGCCCAGCGGGACUGCUGCGUCACAUGGGCCGCGUUCAUUCGUCGAUACAGCCGGGUGACGUCACGAGCCGCGCGACGAUUGGCCCGCGCCACGGUGCCCGGACACGUGAAUCGUGGCCGAGCAAGCAUGGCAGUUUGAUGCGCAGUGGUUUUCAGCACUUGUAAAAUGCCACCGCCACGCGCCAGAUCGAUCAGGUUAUAACCCGCGUUUCGCCGCGCGCUCCGAAACGGUCGGUCCCGUGUCCCGUCGCGCGGUCGUCGCGCGCGCUCGCGAGAACGCGGGCAUUUCUCUCGCCGCGAGCCGCGACUCGCCGUCGCGUCGGCCGCUCUUGCGGUUUACGGAAUCCUGACCCGAUCCGAUCCGAUUUCGGGGAGACCACGCGCGCUCACAGAAUCGCCGCCGAUCCGGCCGAUCGUUUUCGACAGGAGAGUGAGUUAGAGCGGGGACUAGAGAACGACCGACACGAUUCUCCGUCCACGUCCGCCGCUCUCUAGUGUCCUACCUGGCCCUGGCCGGGGACCUCUACGUGCACGGGACGUGCGGCUCAACACGCAACGUGUUUCAAUCUCUUGUCGUCGUACGCGGCGGGCAGCAGCGGCAGCAGCGAAGGAGGAGGGGUGAGGAGGGCAGCGGACCGGGAGUCGGGCUCGCGACUUGCUCCUGCCGAUUCAUCGCCGGCGUCCGGGAACCGACGGCGGCUGCGGCUGCGGCGUCGGUGUUUGCGGCUGCCGCGACGCCGGCGGUUCGAUGCGGCGGAGUCAGAACGAUCACGAUCAUCUGGCGGGUGUUCGCGAAUCCAGAGACUCGACGGAGCAACAGCAGGAGCAGCAUCACCGCCGCCAUCACCAGCGCGCUCCCCACCCCUCCACGCCCGUUGGGAUAGAGCAGCAAACCGGCCGCAGGAUGAGCCUGGAAACGUUACUGCAAGCGGCCUACUAUGUCGAACAGGAAGAGAAGAAGCGGGAGCGCCUGGCGAGCACCUCGUCCUCCUCCUCCUCCUGCGAUCAGCACUCGUUCGCGCCUGCGCCGACUCACUCCAAUCACGCUUAUGUCUCCGGCGAGCCACGUGGUGCCAAAUGUAAGAGAGAACGCACAGAGUCAGACGAUCUCUUUUGUGAAGAGAAGAUGCUGAUUAUCGAUGAGGAAGAACCGUUGGAGAACAGCAGAAUGAGUUUUACGAUAGCUUCCCGAGGUACCUCCGUGGUCUCCAGCACGCGAGCCACGCCAUCGUCAACCGGAUCAAAUUCUGUUCAACUGACUGCGCUCCAUUCCGUGUCUCAUCAUCCUCAUCCUCACCAUCAUCAUUCACAACAGCCGCAGCAGCAACAACAGCAACAACAGCAACAACAGCAACAGCAGCAACAUCACCAGCAACAACAGCAACAUCACCAUCAUAGUGAUCAUCAUAGCAUACAUAAUAAUUAUAUGGAGAAUCACAAUCCGAAUCAGUCCCAGCAAAGUACGGGUAAUCUCGUUGUCGACGUUGAAACGAACCACGACAAUAAGAAACACCGAUCCGGAACAUGCGUGAUUCGGGCCGGCACCAGGGAAGUACACAACAAGUUGGAGAAAAAUCGAAGGGCGCAUCUGAAGGAGUGUUUUGAACUUCUAAAGAAGCAACUACCGGCGCAAGACGAAAAGAAGUCUUCAAACCUCUCUAUUCUCCAUGCAGCGAACAAGUACAUACAGGCAUUGCGAAAGAAAGAACGAGAUUACGAACAUGAGAUGGAGAGGCUCGCCAGAGAGAAGAUCGCGGCUCAACAGAGAUUGGUGGCAUUGAAGAAAGAACUCAAUGCAAAUUGGGAUCCUAUAGACAUUAAUUCUCUUUUGCUGGAACAGAAUCCCGGGACGGAUGCGGUGACCGUAAAAAACGAAAGUACGGAGGUUGAUGUUACUGGACUACCACGGGGUGGCACGAGGUACAGCAGCACGAGCAGUCUAAACAGCGUAACGACGGCCAGUUCCCCGCAAGCAUUGCAGUCCAUUAGCACGACUUCCAAUAUUCAUAAUCAGACUACGACCGCGGGUAUCGUUUGCCAAACGCAGGAUCUUGCGCGAGGUUCCAGGGAGAGCCCACCCGCGAGUUCGACUGCUGGAACGGUAUCCGCACCCAGCAUUUCUACUCCAACGCAGGAGAAGGUCACUACGUCGCCUACCGCCAAUAUAGUGCAACAGCCGCAUCAGCUACACCUACCGAUCAGCGCCCAGAUGUUGAACACGAGUCAGGGUCUCGCUACCAUCGUGCCAGCUUUGCAGCACAUCGGACCGGGACUAAGGGUAAUACCGGGGGAUACGCGGCAGCUUUUGGUCACCCACACCACCGGCAACAACGAAUCAAGACCCUUGACGUUGGCGGUGCAGAACUCCUCGGAUCAGUCCAGACCGCCGCUAAUCGCCGUGCAGUCGAACACUGGAAGCGAACCGAGGCCUGUACUCGUCGUUCACUCAUCCACCGCAAACGACAACCGAGUGACAUUCGUGCACUCCAAUCUGUCCAACAACGACAGGCCGCUCGCAUUGGCCGUGCAGUCAUCUGCGAGCGAUGUUAGACCCGUUACCUUCGUGCACUCGGGGAAUGAGGGUCGAUCAUUGGUUCUCGCCACGCAUUCGCCCGCGCUAAACGUGUCGAACGCCCAGACAAGAAUAAGAACGGGAGAUACGCAGAACACGCAUAAGAUGGUCGGUGGUGUAACGCUCGUCGGCGGUAACGGCUCGGAAUUGGCAAGACUUCCCGGUGGUGCGGAAUUAAACAUACUUCCAGCAAAUGGAUUAACUUUAAGUCACGGAGUGUCACUUCAAGCCGCCGCAGGUAAACCAGCCUCGACAAUGAUGCAGAACUCUCCGUCCACAGAGAGUAUAGCCCACAUCGUUAGUCAGCACGCUCCUCUCUCCGGCCUGACUCCGAUCGUCACGCCAAUGACCGUUGUCUCCCAAGGUAGCCAGGUGACCGCUCACAUCUUGGCACCGUCAAGCCUUGCGGGAAAGAUGAUCACUACGCCGAUUCUCAAGUCCGUGGGACAAAUGCCGCUCGUAAACACUCAGUAUCUUAACACCACGACUUUAGUGAAACCGGUUGUCGUGGUGAGCUCACCGUCAACGUCGACGGCGGCCUCAACGACGGCGGCAACAGUUUCCAGCACGCAACCCUCUUCGACCUCAAAUUCGACCGUCUGACAGACUCAAGGAAAGGCGAAAUUAAUCUGAUCGCGCUGGAAUAUCAAAAUACGAUUUGCCGGUGUUUUUCGAGUAAAUCUCUACGUUGUCUGAAGUAAAUCUAUCUUUUGUCAUCUGUUGGAAUCGCUUAGAUGUGUUAGCGAUGAAUUAACGAGAAUAAGCGAUUUAAAUCUGGAAUUGUUUUACGACAGAUAAUGAAUACCGUGAAGGAAUGUUAUGGGAGAAGAAUGUUCAUCUAUUGUGCUACUUCUAAUAUCAAAAUGGUCUUGCAUUCUGAGAUGUCACUUGUGUCCCAUGAGGACUGACAUUCGAAAUACGAGCUCUUCCGAGGAGUAAAUCGACUGAGAAAGUGUGAGAAAAAGUCCUUGCUCAACACAUGCGAUAUAUAUAUUAUACACGGUACCUUGAUUUGAUUAAGGAGGAUAGUUUAUUGCAAGUAAAUUAAAUGUAAAGUUUAAACAAUUAAUUUAUGACAAUAGCCCGAGUGUCCAAGAAUGAACAAGCUUUCACGUUAACGAACGUGGUGACGAAUUGACGCUUUUAAAACUUUUAAGGCUUCCGGUCUCGUACGCUAUUUGGAUCAUUGUUUCGUUAUAUUCUCGAGUCGGGAAUUUCUUCAUUAUGCUUACUUUGACAGAUAACCCUUUUUUUAAGUGUUUUAUGUUACUUUGUGAAUCCAAAGUAUUUUUUCCUAUGAAACAAAACAAGAGAAGGCUUUGACUUGCAAUGGAACAAAUUUUAUUUUUUGCAUAACUUUUAAAUUGCUUGACUGUAUUUUGUAAGACUUAAAUUGACAAGUUUCAUCAUAUCUUACUGCAACUUGAAGAAGUAUCACAGGAAAUGAUAAUGACGGUACACUUAGAAUGAUAUUAAAUUAAAAGUAAAGGCUCAUGUCUAAUGAAAUAACACGGAAUGGUUUGGAUUUAAUUAUUUAGUGAGUGAAGGUUGAAAAAUCGAACAUUACGAUGAGUUUUGUGUCUUAAAAUUGAUUAAACGGCUGUGGAGAACGGAUAUUGAACUCUAUGUAGAGAUCCGUCUGUUUAAUUUUGACAAUUCAAUCGCAAGAUGCAUUAAAUCUUGUUAAAUCGAUGAUAAAGGCAGAAGUUAUUUAGAAACGGUGGCAACAGAUUAUAUAGGUUUGUAGUAAUACAUAUUAAGUAUUUAUUCCUCUGUAUUUAUUAUAUGUUUACAUGCGUAUUACGAAUCGCUAUCGCGCUUUUCACGAAUGCAUAAUUGCAACGCGCUACGAACAUAUUGAUUUCUUCAUGCUCAGAUUUCGUCACAUGGAAAGGAUUUAGAAAUGUAUAUUCUAAGUCGCCGUCAUCAUUGUGAUCUGUCUCGUGAAUACGUGUGCAUCUUAACGUUCCAUGCUUUUGUACAAACAUUUCAUUUCUGUAACGCGAUCUUUGCAUAAUAACCGAGAACAUCUCGAGUAGAAUAGAAGGGAAUGAUAAUGCUCACAACUGUUUGGAAAGCUAGAACGAUCGCACGCAUUUAUCGAAAUAUCUAUUACACUAUUUUUCAUUAUUUUCCGUAUGCAUGAGAAUCGUCCAAUAAAGAUACAGAUCAAAACUACAUGGGGGAAAAAAAACCGGGGGAAAGAUACAAUAAGAUCUACAAACGUUUAUUGUCGUUUGUGAAAUGUUGGGUUAAAUAUCUUAAUGUUAAUGAUGACUAUAUGGAAAAAUAAAUAACACAAAGUGUUUAUUUUAAAAAUAAAUAAAUUUGAACGUAGUUCUUAUUAUAUUUUUUUUCUGAUCUUUGGAAAUAAAAAUUCGAUGUAAUCGAGGGUGAUGCGUGGUUCCGUGUGAGAGAAGCUGACUUGGAUUCGAUUCAGAUCCCUUCGUCUUACAUAUGCCACAGUUUUAUAUGAAAUUUAUUGGAAGGUGGAAAGUUGUAGGUGAAGAAGUUGCGAGGUGAAUGACAAGCCGUUUAUGGAGUGGGAAAUCUCAAUUUCAAUUUUAAUGUAAUUUUGAUCUGUUCCUUAUCUAUCGAACGAUAUUUCGUACGUUUAUUCGCUUUUGUAAGAUCGUAUUGUACGUCUCUGUUUGGUAUUCUAGCGACGAGAUCGUCAACAGUGACUGGAACAAUGAACUCAUUGGAAGUGCACAUUUAUCACUAUGAAACCAUGUAACAAUUGAUAUUCUCAUUGUGUGACGUUCACGCAACGAGAUACUUUUCCGAUAUGAUUCAACGUAUGAUUGUAGCAACGUUUCCUUGCCUCCUCGCACGCGCGAUUGUUGACGAUCUCUCUCUCCCUCGAAUGCCAGUUCUCAGUUUGUGCAUAUUACUAGUACCUAUCUCCUAUCCGCGUGCAAACUUGUUUUGUAUCCUUUAAAUUAUUUAAUCGCGAAUGGUAUGAUUAACGAUUCAAGUUAAGAUGUAAAUGCGUGCCUUUUAACGGGCUACAAGGUCACACAAACGUAUCUCGAUUGAAUCAACAUUGUUCAACAUUCAAGGCAGUCAGAUAUUUCGCUGACUCGACAGAAACUCUAUAUAAGAAAAGUUCUUCAUGCUGUAGAUUAUAGAAUUUGUUUACGUUAAUCAAUCUGUAGACUUCUUUCUUUUUUUCAAAUCUUAGGUCGUUAUAUUCCAAGUACACGAAUCUCCCGAAUUGUUAUUUAAUCUGCUGGCGCCUCAAUAGAAAGAGGAGAGAAAUUAAUCAAUUACAUUAAUGUGCUUGAUAAAUUUAAUUGUCCAUUGUCGUAUCAUGCGCUUCUUAGUGUUCGGGACACAACGGGAAAAUUCAAUUUGCAAUAAGGUGAAAGACCGAGCAAAAACCCGGUUCGAGGUACUAGUCAAGAAAAGAAAAAAAAAGAAAACGGUUUUGUUGAAUUAUUUUCGACGCGGACGCUUUCAUUUGACGAGACCUCAAGUCGUGCAAUGGAUGCAAAUGAUUGUACUGCAUACUCUGUGACACAUGUACACACACUCACCACACACAUAUACACACAAAACAUGCAGGAACACAACUGUAACUGUGCGGGACUGAAACGGAAAAAGGUGAAAAGAAAGAAAAGAAAUGUGAUCGAGCGGGAAAUGUUGCGGAAGUGACAUUUCGCAAUCAGCUGUUUAGCCGCGACUGAAACUUCUGUCGGUUAACUAUUUUAAGCGAUGUAAUAGCCUCAUGUAAAUAAUAAUUGCGUUAGCGAGGAUAACCAAACGGGUCGAGAGACGGAAGGAAACUAAAGAUAGUAUAGCACUGAGCACUCAAGCUAAAUGAAUAAUGUGAACAAUGUGAUAUAAAUGAUAAAUAAAAGAUUAAUUAGCACGGUAGCGUUAA